Molecule: messenger RNA, 1447 nt
Organism: Rhodofomes roseus
Lineage: Eukaryota; Fungi; Basidiomycota; Agaricomycetes; Polyporales; Fomitopsidaceae
Exons: 4
Coding region: 56-1345 (429 amino acids)
Source: RefSeq, a predicted model, not a curated record
ACUACUACCUUGGAACGCGCAGCUUAGAGCACAAAUCUGAUCCAGAUAUACACAGAUGCAACACAUUGCCGCACACAAUGAGGGACCAGCUGCGUUUGGGAUCGAUCCUGGAUCCCAAAUUCGAGGCACGAGUGUUCCUGGCGAACUAUGCGAUCGAAUCAUCGAUGCCGUAGGCUACGGGGUCCGUGAAUGGGACUUUGUGACGUGCCGCGAUUCGUUACGGGCAUGUUCGCUUGUCUGCAAAGCAUGGCUUCCCCGCAGUCGGAUGCAUCUGUGGACUACUGUCACGCUCUGCGGGCGGAACGAGCUUCAAGCCCUUUCCCGUGUUCUGACUAAAUACAGCCACUGGGGUAACAAUGUCUUCGAGCUCAACAUAGACAUCGACGACGCUGGCUGGCAGACAUUCCCUUUACUCCUCGCUCACAAGCUCCCUAGAAUGGUGCAACUCCGCUUGCAGGGCCGACGGGAACACAAUGGCAAUCUGCUACUACGACCACUUCAUUUCUCCGCGCUUUCUACGUUCACCUCGUGCCUACACUGGACCGAAUGGAGACAUUGCGCGGUUCCUUCCGCUCCUCUCUACAAGGCUACGUCCGUCACAAGAUUUCAGAUCUCCGACGUCGCGCUUCCAUCGUUGUCUGCGUUGGGCUAUGUGCUCAUAUCACUGCCUAGUCUUACAACGCUCAUAUGCGAAUUCGUCAGUUGGGACAAUGACGGAAGCAGCCUCCCAUUUACCCCAUCGACGACAGGAUUGCUGCACAUCCAUGACUUGUCGAUUCGCGAUAUGGACUUCUCCGAGGAGCUCCUCGAUGGAUUGCUCACUAUCAUCGACCCCAAAGCUCUUGACACACUCCGCGUCUUUCCCCGGUCAAUGGAUCAGAUCCAGAAUGUUGGCAGACUCUGUGAUAGAGCGGGCCCUUCGCUACGACACCUGUUCAUCGGCGAUACAUCAAAGAUGUCAGUCGGCGCGUCGAACUAUCCAAACCCGUUCCCGGGUCUAUGCAACAACAUAAAUAUUAAGACACUUCGCUUCGAAGCUUACGGACGCGACCUUCGCUGGUUAUCGCUGGCGGUUGAACACUUCCAGCUUCCCUUCCUGACGAGGCUGAUUGUCAUGAGCAACUGCCCAUUCAAGCUGCGGAAGCUGCACCUGAGCCAACUCGAUCGUUGCGUCUCUCGUAUAGGAUUCAAUCCUGGGGAAGUCGUCUUCGAGAUUUACUCAUACCAGCUGGAGCGAUUGACUCGUAUGUUGCCCGAGAUCUCGCGGAUGAUGGUGAAGACAUGUUCCCGCGGUGCUCUACGGUUUCAGCCAGGACCAGAGUGUGAAUGGUGGGAGAGAUUAUGAAGAAGGUGAAGAACUAGGUUACGUGCCCUGGUCGUCCUUUUGUGGCUGAUUCCGUCCACCAACGCGUGUACAUCAUCUGGAUUCACGCUUUCUACAUCUUCG